This is a messenger RNA of Prorocentrum cordatum, 1483 nucleotides long. Lineage: Eukaryota; Dinophyceae; Prorocentrales; Prorocentraceae. The record is from the annotation of a GenBank genome assembly.
AGCCAUUUGGGCUGACGGUGUCUUGCGUGCUGCCCGAAUUUGGUCUGCCAACGCGCAGGCGGUGCAUUGACCAGCGCAGAUGAGGUGCGCGCAUGCAUCCCUCUUCUCGAUUGUGCUAUCAGCGCUCACGCCGUGGGCCAUGGCGGAGCAGCCUCCGACCGCUGGCCUUGACUGCGAGCCCGGGGACGUCGACUUCGAAACCGUGCAGAUCGACGGUGAGGAGGUGGUCUUCCUCAGAAGGGGCCCUGGCUGCCCUGGCGUGGAGCCCGAGUUCCCGGCGACCGCUCGUGCCGUGGCGCAGGAGACGACGGUGCCAGCCACCACCGCGGCGCCCGAGAGAUACGACACCAGCACAGACGAGGUCGUCGCCGUCAGCCACGAGGGAGACACCACCGGCGGCUCGUGGGGCGCUGGCGACGGAGAUGACACCACCACUGGCAGCGGGGAGGGCACCACCGUCGGCGGCGUGGAGGACACCAGCACCGGCGCCCCAGAGGAGGCCGCCGGCGCUGAGGAGGCGGCGCACCGGGAGCAGCCGGCUGCCGUGCCGGCGGCCUCGGGCGACGCCGAGGAGUCCGUGGCCAUCGUCGCCAGUGGACUGCACGAGGUGCCGCCGGCGGCCAGGCCGAUGGCGUCGGGCGGCGCCGAGGAGCCCGUGGCCGUGGUCGCCGGCAGGGCGGGCGCGCGCGCCGCGCGGGGCCCCAGGCGCAGCAAGACGCGGGGCGGCCUGCCGAUCCGGCUCCAGGCCUCGUGCGCCGCCCUGGCGCUGGUGCUGGCGCUGUUCAUCCUGUGGCCCGUCAUCUCCAGCAGCCUGUGCAGCCAGGAGGCGGUCGUGACGGAGACGGCCGCGGACGCCAAGCGGAGACGGACGCGGACGCGGACGGAGACGGCCUUCGCGCUGGCCGCCCUAAAGGAGGCGCAGGAGCAGCAGGCGGCGCUGGAGAGCGCCGAGGAGGGCGCCCGGCGCGCCGCCCUGGAGGAGGCCGCCCGCUGCGCCCGCGCGGCGGCGGAGCGCCGCUGCCGCGAGGAGGCGGUGCGCCUGGCGCGGCUGGAGGCGGAGCGCAUGGCCCGGGAGGCCGCGAAGAAGCUGCCGGCGCGCGAGGCGGGGCGCACGGAGCCCGAGGCGGGGAGGCGGGAGGGCGCCGCGCGGCGCUCGUGAGCCCCGAAGCGGCCCGCGGCCCCUGGGCGCGUGAGCCGCCCUUUGCCGCAAGGGCGAGGCGGGGCGCGCGCCGUGGCCGCAGCAGGACGCAUGCAGGCCGCGCGCGCGCGGCAAGCAAACGAGCGCUUCCGCCCUGGGGGAAGAGGAGGAGGAGGAGCAGGGCGAGGAGGGAGAGGCACGGCGCAGGAUAUCCCCUUGAGGCCACCGCCCUAAAAACAUGUGCCAGAAGCGCGCACGGGCGGAAUUCCCUCCCGCGGGCAUGAGGGAGCGGCGGAGAGAUGCCGCGAGAGACUGCAGACGCACAAGGCGAAAAGCAAAGAAGCC